Nerophis lumbriciformis (worm pipefish) is the source of this 1993-nucleotide messenger RNA. It is a transcript of the gene gpm6bb, whose product is annotated as glycoprotein M6Bb. Gene Ontology annotation, cellular component: myelin sheath; plasma membrane. Gene Ontology annotation, biological process: central nervous system myelination; axon development. NCBI's taxonomy places the organism in Eukaryota, Metazoa, Chordata, Actinopteri, Syngnathiformes, Syngnathidae. The record is from RefSeq and is a predicted model, not a curated record. Gene Ontology annotation, molecular function: structural constituent of myelin sheath.
GUCUCCUGUAACAGGACCGUGGAAGUGAUCGCGCCGCACAGUCGCCAGUGCGCAUCUCAGGACUCAGCAACUUUCCUCUGACCACACCAAAACACUCUCGGAGUCACGCAGGGGGACACUUUACCAACAUGGGUUGCUUCGAGUGCUGCAUCAAAUGUCUCGGCGGCGUGCCGUACGCCUCGCUGGUGGCCACCAUCUUGUGCUUCUGCGGCGUGGCCCUCUUCUGCGGCUGUGGUCACGUGGCGCUCACGGGCACCGUCUCCAUCCUGGAGAGUCACUUCUCCAAAGUGGCCAGCGAUCACGCCAUGCUGACCGACGUAAUCCAGCUGAUGCAAUAUGUCAUCUACGGCAUCGCCUCCUUCUUCUUCCUGUACGGCAUCAUCCUGCUGGCCGAGGGCUUCUACACCACCAGCGCUGUCAAGGAGCUGCACAGCGAGUUCAAGACCACCAUCUGUGGACGCUGCAUCAGUGGAAUGUUUGUGUUCCUCACCUACAUUCUGGGUGUGGCCUGGCUGGGCGUGUUCGGCUUCUCCGCCGUGCCCGUCUUCCUCUUCUACAACAUGUGGUCCACCUGCGCCACCAUGAAGUUGCCCACCGCCAACCUCACUGACAUCGACUCCAUCUGCGUGGACGUGCGUCAGUACGGAAUCAUCCCGUGGAACGCCACGCCAGGAAAGGCCUGCGGAUCGACGCUCGGCGACAUCUGCAAUACCAGCGAGUUCUACCUGUCUUAUCACUUGUACAUCGUAGCCUGCGCUGGAGCCGGAGCCACAGUCAUCGCUCUGAUCCACUUCCUCAUGAUUCUCUCAGCAAACUGGGCCUACCUUAAGGACGCCAGUCAAAUGCAUGCCUACCAAGACAUCAAAAUGAAAGAGGAGCAAGAGCUGCAGGACAUCACGUCACACUCCAAGGAAUGCCUUAAUUCCUACACAUAAAGGCGUGAUGAGACAGACACACACACACACACACACAGUAAACACGCAAAGGGCACACAAGGUUGCGCUCCAAUAACCACCUGUGCCGUACUAACAGACUAACGCCACACGCCGCUUCUGCUUUAACUCACCUUGCAGUAUUUCGGGAUUCUUUCACAAAUUUUCUAUUGUCAUUUUCUUUUUUUUUGUACAACAAUCCAUCAAAUGAAACUGUGCUGUGAAUUGACAAGUAAAAGAAAUCAUGACAGUUAAAUAUGUGCUCUUGUAUGCAAACAAAUCAACGUCAUGGCCUACAUGAACUCUACCUCAGGGGUCUGCUGCAGCCCGAUGAUCAUGGAAGCGUCGAGAACGUUCGACUAUACAACAUUAGGUACACCCGCAUACCAUAGGUUACUAUUGUACAGUGGGCAUACACUAAUACUGUACAUGACCAUCUAAAUGUCCUUUUUAGGGCAUGACUGUAACGUGCUGGCUAGAAAAUGGGCUGCAGCAAAUGAAAAAUUCAUGAUAUAGAAAAUAAUUCGAUCUCCCUAGGCUACUAUCACACCUGAAGUGUGCUUUGAAGAUAUGUCUUUUUUUUUAAAGGGUUUUCAUAUUUUUUUCUAUAGUUGCAUCUAUUUUUGAUGUGUUAACUGUGGUGUAAUCUCAUAUUCAUCUUCCUAGUUCUGUUAACUUGGUGUGCGUUUGUUGCAUGAGUACAAACUGUUUAUGCAGUAAUAUUUGCUACAAUACAGUCAUGUAUGCUCACUUUAAUAGUAGCCACUGUGUCUAUUUUUAAAUACAACUGCCAGCUCAGUAGACAUCCAAUAGUAUAUCCAUCUUGUUAGUACACAUGUAUUUUCUGUGGGUGUUAAGUACUCCUGCACUAACGUAUCAGCUGGCAUUAAUUGUCAAAGUUUAAGCAGAAAAUCGACUUUGAAUCAACCAAAAACAUCAAAUAAAACUACCUACCAAUCAAUCAUGAGAACAAACAAAACAUCCUGUUGAACUGGAGAGAAAAAAAAUCUCCUCUUUGGUUUUACACAACUUUCUAUGAAAAAUAAAGUACUGAAAAACUA